GAGCGAAGGAAAGGCGCGUGGAGAUCUGUCUCACUGGUGAACGGAGACCCCGGACAACUCGCCGCGCACUCUCGAGGCGCCAUGACCCCGGCUCGGCUGAUCGUGCUGCUGGCCGUCUGCCUGUCGGCAGUGCUCUCUACGGCCGCCGCUAAGGCCCUAGAGAAGGGGAUAACGUUCCCGCAGUUCGAGGGGACCGGCGACCGCCAGCUAGACGUGAUGGAGGACGACGGGACGGCCGAGACGGCGCUGCUGAACUACCUGUACGCUCGCCAGAUGCUGCGUAGGCUGCGCAAGAAUCUGGACGUCUCAGAGCUGCAACAAAAGCGCUCCUACUGGAAGCAGUGCUCCUUCAACGCUGUCUCCUGUUUCGGCUAGUUGGCCGGUCGCCAACAGCGGCGCUCGCGCCGCCCCAGCCGGAGAGCCGCUUCCGGCGACAAAGGCGCCCUCUGUCUGUUGACCUGUUCCGUGGGAUUCGAUGCGUGCACGCCGUUCGCCAUUGCCAACCUCAUUUCCGACAUGGCGGCUGCUUCGUGCUGGGGGUGAGCUAGGCGGCUGUGAUGCUGGGAAGCUGCUGGCCUAGGGAUUUCGAGCUAUGCACUUCUCCCAAACGGCAUCAUAAGCUAAGUGGCAUUACCUGGAAGGGUGUUGUAAAUGUGCAUUUAUUUUCAUAACUGUCUCAGCAUGUGCAUAAGGCUCCACUUAGCUCCAGUGAAAGGACAUGGACUUAGGCACAAUAGGUGUGUAAUGAGCCAAAUAUUAUGACCCCAGGUGGUUCUGCAGUGCAUUCUGGGUGUAACCAGCUUGUUUUGCCAAAGCCAUUACAGUUCUGUCUGAGGCCCUGGUUGUGCUUCUGGAAAUACAUAGCCGCUCUCUGAA
Pollicipes pollicipes is the source of this 876-nucleotide messenger RNA. Its product is annotated as prohormone-1. NCBI's taxonomy places the organism in Eukaryota, Metazoa, Arthropoda, Thecostraca, Pollicipedomorpha, Pollicipedidae. The record is from RefSeq and is a predicted model, not a curated record. The transcript is spliced from 3 exons. Bases 82 to 375 code for a protein of 97 amino acids.